This is a messenger RNA of Entamoeba invadens IP1, 390 nucleotides long. RefSeq lists its product as hypothetical. NCBI's taxonomy places the organism in Eukaryota, Evosea, Mastigamoebida, Endamoebidae. The transcript has 2 exons. The coding region runs from base 1 to 390 and encodes 129 amino acids. The record is from RefSeq and is a predicted model, not a curated record.
AUGUACACCAAACAUCUUGAGCUUCAACAACAGUGGAUCCCUUCAAGUGUUCUUGCUGAAUCAGACAAAGGUUAUGGCAUUGGUGACAGUCGUGUAAAUUAUGGAGAUGAAAAGUUCCACAUAUACACGCACGUCCACAGCGAUCCAACAGAAGACAGCAAACAAGGACACGAAGGAGAUGCUCUCUUCAUAGUGACAGACAACGGUGAAGUAGAAAAGGUGUGGCCAUGGGGAUGCAGUCAUAUGAUGUCUGGUUUACAAGGUUGGAAUAAUAACACCAAAACAAUGAUUCAUGACUUGGUAUUUUUGCAGAGAAUUCAGACCAGUAUAAUCUUUAUUAACAUGCGGCCAAUAGAGGUGGAUGUACAGCCGGGGAAAUUGGUGGUAUAG